Molecule: messenger RNA, 1766 nt
Organism: Hyposmocoma kahamanoa
Lineage: Eukaryota; Metazoa; Arthropoda; Insecta; Lepidoptera; Cosmopterigidae
Product: ELMO domain-containing protein 2
Exons: 2
Coding region: 134-1075 (313 amino acids)
Molecular function (GO): GTPase activator activity
Source: RefSeq, a predicted model, not a curated record
ACUGACAAAAAAUUGAUUCAACGAGAAAAAAACCUUUUAGUAAAAUAAAUGUCAAUAAGUCAAAUCUAAGUCGUCAUGACAACGAGAGUUGCAAACUGAAUCUCAAAAAUUUACGUAUAAAUGGUGUUUAAAAAUGCCAUUUUUCGAUAUUUGGUCAGUAUUGCAAUGGUACCUACGACCGCUCAUCAAAUGGUUUUUGAGGAAAACCACACGUUUAUGUGAAUUGCAAAGAAUUUGUUACGGUGACCCAGCUGGUACCAAGAGAACAUGCAAUGUUGAGAAGUCGUUGAUGCUGUCGCGUACGAAAGACAUUAAAGAAGUUGUUUUGUACCUGGACGGUAUGGUGGCAGAGCGGAGAUUUGUUCCUGCUAAUUUCCGCGAGAUUUUGACCCCAUCAAUUGGAAUCAUUCUCAGGGUGAAGAAAAUCAAGCCUCAGAUUCAUGAAUCUUUUGUUAUAUCAUUCCGUCGUAGUUUGGAGCAAAUUUGGAGCUACAGACUUUUAAUGAAUGAUGUAGAAAUGCUGCGCGAAAUGCAAUUCAAUAGUGCUGACCUGGAACAUGAGGAAAAGCUAUUGAAAUUAUGGACCUUGCUGGUGCCUAACGAAAAUUUGAUAGGCCGAAUUACGAAGCAAUGGCAGUACAUUGGCUUCCAGGGUGAAGAUCCAAAAACAGACUUCCGUGGUAUGGGACUUCUUGGUUUAGAGAAUCUACUGUUUUUCGCAACUGAGUAUCCACAAGCCUCUAGCCACGUGUUGAGUCACUCUCAUCACCCAAAGUAUGGCUAUACAUUUGCAAUAGUUGGUAUCAAUUUAACUUCAAUGGCAUACUACUUAUUAAAGGAUGGGUCAGCCAAAACCUAUAUGUUUAAUGCUAAAAGACACUUGCCUGAUAUUAACUUAUUUCAUAGAUUUUAUUGCUAUUUAUUUUAUGAAUUUGAUAAGUUAUGGAUAGAAUCCAAACCACAGAACAUUAUGGAGUUCUCUAUGAUAUUUAAAAAGUUUGAAAAUGCAGUAAGAACAGAAUUAGCUGACCCUGCAUCAGUAUUUAGAAUAAACAUUGAAGUGGAUACUGUAUAAUUAGACAAUUAUUACUAUCUAUACACAGUGAUGGAAUUCAAGACCAAUGUUUAUGAAAUCGUGGUAGCCUAAUGGUUUGACCUACUACCUCUCAAGCAGAGGGUUGUGGGUUCAAAUCUGGGCUCGCACCUCUGAGUUUCUCGAAAUUUAAUUUGGAAUUUAACAUGAGCUUUUGGGUGAAGGUAAACAUCGUGACGAAACCUGCAUGUCGAAGAAGGUUCCCAACCCUCGGAAAAUGUGUUAAGUCCCCAACCUGCAUUGGGCCAGCAUGGUGGACUAUGGCCUAAACCCUCGUCUGGAAGGAGACUCGUGCCCACCAGUGAGACGUAUAAAAGGGUUGAUGAUGACAAUGUUUAUGAUGUUCAAAAAAUUGAAGAUGACACUUUGGCUGUGACGAUUGUUUACAUUUUUGGUCUCUUAAUUCUGUUGCUGAGUAUACAUAUAUGUAUAUAAUUUUGCAAAUAUAUCUGUUUGCUUUGGAAUUGAAUGUCAGGUCACUUGCAUUCAUAGGGUAAUAAUUAUAAUUUGUAAAGUGUGGAUUUUAGUGUUAAUUAUGUGUGAAUAGGAAAAGUAUUCUAAAUUAUAUUUAGAUAGCAUGGUAAUAACCAUGCAUAGAAUGCACAAGUUGAAGUUUGUUAUGUUUUUGUAAAAUUCUCUAUAGAAUAAUAAUAAUAAUAAAUAAUAAAUGACG